This is a messenger RNA of Eruca vesicaria subsp. sativa (arugula), 261 nucleotides long. The record is from the annotation of a GenBank genome assembly. NCBI's taxonomy places the organism in Eukaryota, Viridiplantae, Streptophyta, Magnoliopsida, Brassicales, Brassicaceae.
AUGAAGUCAGGUGAGCUCUAUAAAUCAGGAGAGUUACUUGCUUACACUCCUGCGCUUCCUAUGCCUCCACCACCAGAUAAAGAGGUUGUCGUAGUAGUAGAUGAAACACAUAAACAAGCUGAUGAUGAUAAAAGAGAUAGCUAUGAUGAGAAAGAACUUCCUGCUGUUUCUUGGAAAACUCCUACAACUUCAUACCGUUCUACCCGAAAUUCAAACAGCGCAGUCCUUCUCUUUCCCAAUGUAAAAAUUCAAUUCCCUUGA